Messenger RNA from Mucor velutinosus, 471 nucleotides. RefSeq lists its product as uncharacterized. NCBI's taxonomy places the organism in Eukaryota, Fungi, Mucoromycota, Mucoromycetes, Mucorales, Mucoraceae. The record is from RefSeq and is a predicted model, not a curated record. Gene Ontology annotation, biological process: transcription initiation at RNA polymerase II promoter. Gene Ontology annotation, cellular component: SAGA complex; transcription factor TFIID complex; nucleus. Gene Ontology annotation, molecular function: RNA polymerase II general transcription initiation factor activity; promoter-specific chromatin binding. The transcript has 4 exons. The coding region runs from base 1 to 471 and encodes 156 amino acids.
AUGAGUGACGCAAACGAAAGUAGCAAUGCAAACUCGCUUCAGGUGCCUGGCAUUGGGGCAACAAACAACAGAUCGAACAAUGAGACGUUGCCUUCUUCAUCAACACAAACAUCCAUGAUUGAAGUUCCUCCUCGACUCGAUUUCGAAAAUCCAAAGAAAUCAAAAACCAUGGCCGAAUUCCUUGCUUCCAUGGACAACUACGCGCCCAUUAUACCCGAUGCAGUAACUGACUAUUAUCUGAGCAAAUCUGGCUUCGAUUGCGACGACGUUCGAAUUAAACGAUUGUUAGCUUUGGCUACUCAGAAAUUUGUUGCCGAUAUAGCCACAGAUUCAUUUCAGUUCUGCAAGGUUAGACAGUCUGGGAAUAGAAAGUCUGGGAAGGAACGUAAAACUGUAUUGACCAUGGAAGAUCUUACAGCUGCCUUGGCUGAUUAUGGUGUUAAUAUCAAAAAGCCGGACUAUUAUUCCUAA